Molecule: messenger RNA, 2254 nt
Organism: Silurus meridionalis
Lineage: Eukaryota; Metazoa; Chordata; Actinopteri; Siluriformes; Siluridae
Gene: nhlh2
Product: nescient helix loop helix 2
Exons: 2
Coding region: 770-1138 (122 amino acids)
Biological process (GO): regulation of transcription by RNA polymerase II
Molecular function (GO): DNA-binding transcription factor activity, RNA polymerase II-specific; RNA polymerase II cis-regulatory region sequence-specific DNA binding; protein dimerization activity
Source: RefSeq, a predicted model, not a curated record
UUAAUUAGUGGCAAAAGGAAGCAGAGGUGCUGAAAUAGACUCUGAGGUAGAACGUUAAAAAUAAACUUUCACGAACAGUUCUUCGAAAGACCACAAAAUCCUCGGCAUAUCCUACCAGGAUCUAGCAUCCUAAAUUCGUGUGGACUGUGGAAGGGUGUGGGGGUGAAAGAGGGGCGGGGAAAAAGACUCUACGUGUGCGUGUGUGUAUGUGUGUGUGUGUCCAAACGUAUUCAUUCCCUGCUGUCUACCCUCACCCUUUCACGUUAUCUUCUGUUCCCGGAUCGUCUGCACAAAGUCUGGCACGCGCCGAGUGUUUGGGUGUGAGUGUGUGUUCUUGGUCAAGCCGGCGUCUGGCGCAUCGCUGUCCUUAUAUAGAAGACAUCAGCACGUGUGAUCGAGUUGGAGGAGAAUCACAGCUCCCACAACAUCUUACACUUUAUUCUGCUUUCAAUGCAAAAAAAACGCCAGAAGCUUAAAUCUCUCAGCAUGCUUUUAUAGCUGACAGUCUGCGGCGUCUGGAUCUCCAAAACGCGUGACUGCUAUCAAUACGCGGAACAAACUUUACACCGGAAAGUCUUGUUCAUACACACCUUCCUGUCCAUAUGCUGAAUUUAUGAAUGCCAUAUAGCCUACUGAGGAAUGGAUGGGAUGCUGAAGAAGAUACAAAUUCACUGACAACACCCUGGUAAUCCACCUUUUCUCCCGGUGAUCAUCAUCUCCCAGCUGGUUGAGGAGAAAGGUGUGAUAUUGAGCUGUGCGCUUGGUGAAGAUGAUGCUGAGCCCGGAUCAGUGUGAUCCUGACCUGCUGUGGACACACUCCGACCCGGAAACGGUCUUGGACGUCAUUAAAGCGGAGCGCGUCCCCGAAGAGUCUCCGCUAGCAGACGGCAAGCAGCGCGCGCUCGCGCCCCCGUCCCUGACGCGGGAGGAGAAACGGCGGCGGAGGCGCGCGACCGCCAAGUACCGACUGGCGCACGCAACGCGCGAGCGCAUCCGCGUCGAGGCCUUCAACGUGGCGUUCGCCGAGUUGCGAAAGCUGCUCCCUACGCUUCCGCCCGACAAGAAGCUCUCGAAGAUUGAGAUCCUCCGUCUCGCUAUCUGUUAUAUAUCUUACCUGAAUCACGUGCUGGACGUGUGAUAGACCUGGAGAACAUGUCAAACUGUAGAAAGCAUGAUCAAUCUAUCAGACUUUUGUUAUAGGAAUACUGAUAUCGUCUGCCAGAUGUUAGACAUAGACUACAGUGCAGGGAGUAUAGUAAUUGCAACAUCUGUUCAGGAUGGGUGAAAGAUAUUAAACUAAUAAAUGAAAUGUCCUAAAUUGACAUAGACAUACAUUAAAUAUGUCCCCUCGAAGAUGUCCCCUCAAAGGAAUCAGGAAAACUUCAGGCAGAUUGGUGCAGACUGCAAGCAUCCUGCUGACAUUACUCUUUAUUUGAAUACAUUAUUUAUUCAUUUAUUUAUGUUGUAAAAAGUUGUACAUUUUAUGUCUAGCCGUGUUAUAAAGAUUAUUUAUUUUAUUGUUAAUUUAUUGUUUAAUUGUGAAUAGGUCUGUGCAAGGUGUUUCCUAAAAUAUACAGUAAUUCAUAAUAUAAAUGUAUAGUGUUUAAGGGUAUGUUGUCGCUCUAAGCUCGCACAUUUCAAUAGUUAAUGCUACAUUACGCAUGCAGUGAUCUGGACAUUGCAGCAAAGAUGCACUUAAUCUGUUUACAGAGUGCUUACAGAUGCCAUCAUUUCUCCAUAUAACUCUGUGGCGUGUAGAAAAGUCUUUUUGCUGGACUCCUUUUUCCUACUGUUUAGAGAAAAUAAUGUAUUUCACCAAUCAUUAAUGGGAAAUGCAAAUGAAUGCAAUAUUAUCUAAUGCCACAAGAUUAUUUCGAUUCAUAAAACACUUUCUCUGCAGCGAGCAAAACAUAAAGGUGUUUAUUUAUUUUUCCGUUACAGACUAGUUAUUUUCUAUAUAUUGUUUACAUACGUUCUCAUCGUGAGUCUUCAACUAUAUGGUACAAUUGUUUUCGAAUCUGCUUUAUAUCCAAAGAUGCCCUCAUCAGGGGAUUAUGUGUCAUUUUAUAUAGCGGGAAAAAAACAUUGAAUUUUGUGUGUUUAUGGAACGAAAAAUUAAGAAGAAUUAAAAUGAAACAUUCACUGUGUUUGAUUACUGAUAAACUGGGUGAAUAGAAAGUUGGCAUGUAUUAAAGAUGAAGCAAUAUUCUGUCAUGAAUCAUAAAUAUUCAUAAAUACAGAUUGAUUUCCUCAA